AUGGAUACGGUACAGGAAGAAGGUCAUGGCAUUUCACACGAAUGUCAAAGGCCCAUAGCAGUUGCCAUUGGAAAAUGGGCUAAACCCUUGCUCAAGGCUCAUAAGUAUUUGAGUGUCAUCACAGCUUCUCCACUGAAAUCUAGAAGAAAUAAUGACAAAGAGAUUCUUCAAUCGUUUGUGCGGGAACCUGAAUGCUGCAUCGUGUUCUGUGUUCAUGCCAAGGACUUUAUCUAUAUAAAGGAUGAUCCACUUCCGGCAAAAUUGAAUGGCAUAAGUACAGACGUGAUGGAAGGUGCUUUUGUUACCUUUGGACGUUUAGCGCAUGAGUCACAUGACACAUUACCGAUGGGAUGUGAACUAGGAAGAGAGGAAAGCACAGAUAUUGGAACUCUUGGUGGCUUUAUAGAUCACCCAGAAUAUGGACUGUGUGGAAUAACUAGCGGACACAUAUGUCUGGAUCAUGCGGAGUAUGAUGCUUGUGUAAAGAACAAUGGACGGCUUAUGUUAACACAAUGGCCUGAAGGCAGUCGUGGGCGAAGAAUGUUUCAACCUGCGAAACUUCGAAAUGGCGUUGAGGUUGGUCAACUUGUGGAAGUACUUUAUCAAGUGGGCAGUCAUUUGGAAUCAGGUUUCGAUGUUGCGUUGUUCCAGAUAGAAAACAAAUAUCCAGAAGACGGAAAUUUUCCUGCUGAGAAAAUUAACGACAAAUUGCGUGAUGUAGGAUAUACGUUUAAGGGUGGAAACGUUUGUGGUUUGACCCGAGCAGCCGGCAAGCCUUUGUGGAAAUUUGGGCGAACAUCUGGAUCAACAACAGGCAAAGCGAACCUUAAAACUCCAACAGCCGUAAAGGAAGCUCCUUUUUAUUGGAAAACACCUGAUAAAUACCAGAUUACACUAAUGAACCAAUUCGAGGUGUCUCCAAUAGACAUUGGUCAAAACAAGAUGUUUGCUAACCACGGUGACUCAGGAGCUCUUGUGUUUAUUGAUGAAGACAAAGACGAUUUAAAAUGUGUUGGAAUGGUGGCGGGAGGGGUAGGUGGUACCUCAAUUGCUAUUAUAUCCCCGAUUUCUCCUAUUCUUAAACAUUGCAACGUCACAAAGUUUCAUUCGUUUUACAACACUCCGAGACAAAAUAGUGAAGCUAUGCAGAGCCUGGAAAAAAGAUUGGAACAAAGAAUGGACACCAUGUAUUCACGGCUAGAUCAGCGAAUUGACGAUAAUUUUAGAAGACUAUUUACAAUGCUAGAGCAACAAAGCAAUAAAGUUUCGAACACAUCAAACCAUGAAGAAAGGCCAUCUACUCGAGAAAUGGACACAAGCAGUAAAGAGUAAAGGACAUAUAUAUUAGACACUUGAGCAGCACGAUCACUUACAUCAAG
This is a messenger RNA of Mya arenaria, 1379 nucleotides long. RefSeq lists its product as uncharacterized. The transcript is spliced from 2 exons. Lineage: Eukaryota; Metazoa; Mollusca; Bivalvia; Myida; Myidae. The record is from RefSeq and is a predicted model, not a curated record. The coding region runs from base 1 to 1332 and encodes 443 amino acids.